CUUCCUCCCACACCCUUAUAUUUUGUCGUCUUUGUCUCUCUCAGAUCCUCAAUCCUCAGAAAACUCGUGCAACCUCCUGUUCUCUCUCUCUCUCUAUCCAACAGCUCUCCUACCGGCAGAAAUCAAUUUCCUCUCACAAUCAUGGCGGAAAUGGAUUCAUCAUCACCCUACUCGUUCGCCGAUUUCCCAGAGGACGUCCAGCUCUGCAUCCUGUCGUUUCUCAACCCAAUCGAGAUCGCCAAUUUCGCUUGCACAUCGAAGCGGUUCGGCCCCCUUUGCCAGAACGACAGCAAGCUCUGGUACGCUCUCUGCGACAGGCGGUGGGGUUCCAAGACCCAGAUCGGGAAGUGGGGGGAAGGCAAGAUCUCGUACAAGCUGCUGUACAAGACGCUGAACAAAUGGGAGAAUUUGAUCGGCUUCUGGCGCCGCUGUGGUCAGAGUCAGCAGAAAGUUAACCCGGCCGCCGCAGCCGCCGGCGUGGCCAAGCCGCCGGGCCUCGUCUUCUUCGAGUGGGGCCCUUCGUUCCUCCGCGGGUCCAGAGUCUCUCCUUCUCAAAAUGGUACGUAUGGCGUGCUCAAGUCGCCGUUUCUCAUCAUGGGGAUAUCGGCGGAGGGUCAGAUUGCCAAUUACCUCGACCCUGAAGGGCAAAAUGGAGCUGAUUGUGAAUUGGGGUCACCCGAAACGGAUUCGAUCCAUGUGAAUGUGAAUUUUAUUGGGGAUUUCCAUUUUAGCGUGGAGGAAGAUGAGAGCUUUGCAAACAGAAGGAGUUCAAAUGGGGAGAAUGCAAGAAGUGGAGGAGAUGAUAGCGGCGACGAUGUGGGAAGUAGUAAUGGGUUCGAAAGUGGGUCUCCUCCGGCGAGCUUGCCCGAAAUGGUGGAAAUGUAUCAGUACUAUGCGAAUAGGUCGAGUCCCGGUGCUGACCGGUCAUUGAGGAGGCAAAGGAGGAGAGGGAAGGAGAGGCAGUUUAGGAAGCGGUGGGAGACCGAGCAUUAUUUGAAGAUCGUUGAUUGCUUCCCCACGCAGUCUCGCCCUUUGCAAGGGAUAUGGAAGGGAAUUUGUGAGGAAAUGAAGUUGGAAUUCUAUCUCGUGGAAUAUGAUGGUGUUGGCAUCUCCUGCAGAAGACUAGGGGACUUAUCUGAACGUCUCUCUAGUUGUAUGCCGGUUUUUUGGACAUCCAAUCCAACAUUCAUCGAUUCUCCACUGUCACCCGAGGAGCUGCAUGUGUACGACAGUCGGAUACAUAUCCGACCACCUCCUGAUGAAACUUACGUGGAUGAUGAGGUGGUCAUGCGAGUCAUGUACAUCAACUCAAGUUUUGACCUGGUGAUUCCAGGACUGGAAGGAAGUGCAGCAAAUCCAUGGCGGGUUGAGGGAAGGAUUUGGCAGUACAAGAGUGGAGCAUUUGGGUUUGGAUUUCUUCGUGAUAACUUCGUCGUGGAUCUGAAACAUAUUGCCCAAAAUGGUUGUCUUCUUGAUACCAUGGGGGCCGCCUUGCAGUGAUUGAUGUAACUACUUGUGGCUUUGUUGUAAAAGUAGAAUUGUAGCUUUAUGCCAUAAGCUUCAUGGCAUUAUGUAUUUGUAUUAUGUCAUUUCUAGAACUAAUAAUCAGAAUUGGUAUCAUAAUGCUAUUAUCAAUUGACAACUUUUUUUUACCUCAAGC
This is a messenger RNA of Linum tenue, 1660 nucleotides long. The record is from the annotation of a GenBank genome assembly. Lineage: Eukaryota; Viridiplantae; Streptophyta; Magnoliopsida; Malpighiales; Linaceae.